AUGAGGAGAGCUGCUCUGAAAACUCUCCUCUCUUUACUCUGUCUAGCAGCAACGGUUUGUCAGGCUAAGGACACUUGUCCAGAGGUGAGGGUAGUGGGUCUCAACGGUACCGAGAAACUUACCAUUGUGCAAGGCUGCCCCGGAAUUCCGGGUGCUAUAGGGCCCAGAGGAGACCAAGGAACUGCAGGAAAUACAGGAGAACUGGGACCUCCGGGGUUCCCUGGAAAGGCAGGAAAAGCUGGCCGAAAAGGAGAAAGAGGUCUUGUUGGCCCCCAUGGAGUGAAAGGAGACACGGGAGACCCUGGACCUCCUGGAAUACCUGGAGAGGAACUGCUGGAAGAGAUGCAGUGUCAGAAAGGAGCAAAGAACUGCAAGGAGCUCUUAGCUAGAGGGAACAUCAUGAGCGACUGGUACACCAUCUACCCCCGUGACUGUAAUGCCAUGACCGUGCUGUGUGACAUGGACACAGAUGGUGGAGGAUGGAUUGUGUUCCAGAGACGGGUGGAUGGCUCCAUGGAUUUUUACCGUGACUGGAAUUCAUACAAGAGAGGUUUUGGCAGCCGGAUGUCAGAAUUUUGGCUGGGGAACGACAAUAUCCACCUGCUGACAUCCCUUGGUCGCAACGAGCUUCGCGUCGAUCUCAGAGAUUUUGGCACCAACUAUCAAUUUGCUCUCUUCUCAUCAUUCAAAAUUACAGGGGAGAAUGAGAAAUACAAGCUGAUCCUUGGAGACUUUGUGAAUGGCACUGCAGGGGAUUCCUUAACUGAACACAAUGGUAUGAUGUUUACAACCUACGACCAUGACAACGACUUGUCUGUACUUAACUGUGCUGAAGCCUUUAAAGGGUCCUGGUGGUACAGGGAUUGUCAUGUGUCCAACCUGAAUGGAUUACACCUGAGUGGAGCCCAUGAAAACUAUGGUGCUGGGGUGAAUUGGUCUACAGGCAAAGGGCACCAGUACUCCUACUGGCUGUCUGAGAUGAAAAUUAGGCCCGUGUAG
Messenger RNA from Chelonia mydas (Green sea turtle), 999 nucleotides. Its product is annotated as ficolin-1-like. The record is from RefSeq and is a predicted model, not a curated record. The coding region runs from base 1 to 999 and encodes 332 amino acids. The transcript has 10 exons. NCBI's taxonomy places the organism in Eukaryota, Metazoa, Chordata, Testudines, Cheloniidae.